Molecule: messenger RNA, 2889 nt
Organism: Puma concolor (puma)
Lineage: Eukaryota; Metazoa; Chordata; Mammalia; Carnivora; Felidae
Source: RefSeq, a predicted model, not a curated record
AUGGAUGAACAGGCUCUUUUAGGGCUAAAUCCAAAUGCUGAUUCAGACUUCAGACAAAGGGCCCUGGCCUAUUUUGAGCAGUUAAAGAUUUCCCCAGAUGCCUGGCAAGUGUGUGCUGAAGCUCUGGCCCAAAGGACAUACAGUGAUGAUCACAUAAAGUUUUUCUGCUUUCAAGUACUGGAACAUCAAGUUAAAUACAAGUACUCAGAGCUAACUACAGUUCAGCAACAACUAAUUAGGGAGACGCUCAUCUCUUGGCUUCAAGCUCAGAUGCUGAAUCCCCAACCAGAGAAGACCUUUAUACGAAAUAAAGCAGCCCAAGUCUUCGCCUUGCUUUUUGUUACAGAAUAUCUCACUAGAUGGCCCAAGUUUUUUUUUGACAUUCUCUCAGUAGUGGACCUAAAUCCAAGGGGAGUAGAUCUGUACCUCCGAAUCCUCAUGGCAAUUGAUUCAGAGUUGGUGGAUCGUGAUGUGGUGCAUACAUCAGAGGAGGCUCGUAGGAAUACUCUAAUAAAAGAUACCAUGAGGGAGCAGUGCAUUCCAAACUUAGUGGAAUCAUGGUACCAAAUCUUACAAAAUUAUCAGUAUACUAAUUCAGAAGUGACGUGUCAGUGCCUUGAGGUAGUUGGGGCUUAUGUCUCUUGGAUAGACUUAUCCCUUAUAGCCAAUGAUAGGUUUAUAAAUAUGCUGCUAGGUCAUAUGUCAAUAGAAGUUCUACGGGAAGAAGCAUGUGACUGUUUAUUUGAAAUUGUAAAUAAAGGAAUGGAUCCUGUUGAUAAAAUGAAACUAGUAGAAUCUUUGUGUCAAGUAUUACAGUCUGCUGGGUUUUUCAGCAUUGACCAGGAAGAAGAUGUUGACUUCCUGGCCAGAUUUUCUAAACUGGUAAAUGGAAUGGGACAGUCCUUGAUAGUUAGUUGGACUAAAUUAAUUAAGAAUGGGGAUAUCAAGAAUGCUCAAGAGGCACUACAAGCUAUUGAAACAAAAGUGGCCCUGAUGCUGCAGCUACUAAUUCAUGAAGAUGAUGACAUCUCUUCUAAUAUUAUUGGAUUUUGUUAUGAUUAUCUUCAUAUUUUGAAACAGCUUACAGUGCUCUCGGAUCAGCAAAAAGCUAAUGUAGAGGCAAUCAUGUUGGCCGUUAUGAAAAAACUGACUUACGAUGAAGAAUAUAACUUUGAAAAUGAGGGUGAAGAUGAAGCCAUGUUUGUAGAAUACAGAAAACAACUGAAGUUGUUGUUGGACAGGCUUGCUCAAGUUUCACCGGAGCUACUGCUGGCUUCUGUUCGCAGAGUUUUUAGUUCCACACUGCAGAAUUGGCAGACUACACGUUUUAUGGAGGUUGAAGUAGCAAUAAGACUGCUGUAUAUGUUGGCAGAAGCUCUUCCAGUAUCUCAUGGUGCUCACUUCUCAGGUGAUGUUUCAAAAGCUAGUGCUUUGCAGGAUAUGAUGCGAACUUUGGUAACAUCAGGAGUUAGUUCCUAUCAGCAUACAUCUGUGACAUUGGAGUUCUUCGAAACUGUUGUUAGAUAUGAAAAGUUUUUCACAGUUGAACCUCAACACAUUCCAUGUGUCCUAAUGGCCUUCUUAGAUCAUAGGGGUCUGCGGCAUUCUAGUGCCAAAGUGCGGAGCCGAGCUGCUUACCUGUUUUCCAGAUUUGUCAAGUCUCUAAAUAAACAAAUGAAUCCUUUCAUUGAGGAUAUUCUGAAUAGGAUACAAGAUUUAUUAGAGCUUUCUCCACCUGAGAAUGGUUACCAGUCUUUGUUGAGCAGCGAUGAUCAACUCUUUAUUUAUGAGACAGCUGGAGUGCUGAUUGUUAACAGUGAAUAUCCUGCCGAACGGAAACAAGCAUUAAUGAGAAAUCUGUUGACCCCACUAAUGGAGAAGUUUAAAAUUCUGUUAGAAAAGUUGAUGCUGGCACAAGAUGAAGAAAGGCAGGCAUCACUAGCAGACUGUCUCAACCAUGCCGUUGGAUUUGCCAGUCGAACCAGCAAAGCUUUCAGCAACAAGCAGACUGUGAAACAAUGUGGCUGUUCCGAAGUUUAUCUGGACUGUUUACAGACAUUCUUGCCAGCACUCAGUUGCCCCUUACAAAAGGAUAUUCUCAGAAGUGGAGUUCGGACUUUCCUUCAUCGAAUGAUUAUUUGCCUAGAGGAAGAAGUUCUUCCAUUCAUCCCGUCUGCCUCAGAACACAUGCUCAAAGAUUGUGAAGCAAAAGACCUCCAGGAGUUCAUUCCUCUUAUCAACCAGAUUACAGCCAAGUUUAAGAUACAGGUAUCUCCUUUUUUACAGCAAAUGUUCAUGCCUCUGCUUCAUGCAAUUUUUGAAGUGUUGCUCCGACCAGCAGAAGAAAAUGACCAGUCUGCUGCUUUAGAGAAGCAAAUGUUGCGAAGGAGUUACUUUGCUUUCCUGCAAACAGUCACAGGCAGCGGGAUGAGCGAAGUCAUAGCAAAUCAAGGUGCAGAAAAUGUAGAACGAGUUCUGGUUACUGUUAUCCAAGGAGCAGUCGAAUAUCCAGAUCCAAUUGCCCAGAAAACGUGUUUUAUCAUCCUCUCCAAGUUGGUAGAACUCUGGGGAGGUAAAGAUGGACCAGUGGGAUUUGCUGAUUUUGUUUAUAAGCACAUUGUCCCUGCAUGUUUCCUAGCACCUUUAAAACAGACCUUUGACCUGGCAGAUGCACAAACAGUAUUGGCUUUGUCUGAAUGUGCGGUGACAUUGAAAACAAUUCAUCUCAAACGGGGCCCAGAAUGUGUUCAGUAUCUUCAACAAGAAUACCUGCCUUCCUUGCAAGUAGCUCCAGAGAUAAUUCAGGAGUUUUGUCAAGCGCUUCAGCAGCCUGAUGCUAAAGUUUUUAAAAAUUACUUAAAGGUAUUCUUCCAGAGAGCAAAGCCCUAA